CAUCCAGAGGAUAGAUAAGCACGAUCUUACACAUGAAGCUUGGAUACAGUGAAACUACCUCGACGUAUCGUUGCUGCACAGCUUGCUUUCCGGUAUUCACCUCGUGUUUCAAACUACAAUGGCCCCUCCCUACGUUGUCGAAAUCGCUCAGAUCACGGUAACCGAUGCCUACAAAGCUGAUCCCAAUAUCGUGCAAGAGGCCGUAGAAUUCUUGAAGAAUGCGAAUGAAUCUUCUAUGGCUUGGGCGUUCAAGAUCCGACCAUCUGGUGGUUGCUUAUCGAAUGGGAAACGCUUAAGCACCAUCAAGAUCUCAAACGACAAAGAGCUAUACCCGAUUCUGAGACAGAGGAUCCGCAAGUUCAGUUCCGGGGUCAAGCUCUUCCAUGUUGACUUCAUCGAGAGCCCUCAUAUCGCUUUUGAAGCUCCAUAUGCUGAACUUGCAUUGUGGACCCUGAAGAGCGGUCAUACGACGAAAGAAAAGAAGGAGCAUGCGUUGGAACUGUUGAAGGGCGUCGUCACGACUCUCAAUGGUCUUCCUUCAGAUUCGGGUGUUUUCAAAGGCACUGUUGGACCUAUCGUCGAAGAGGCGGAGAAUGGCGUUGCAUUGACGCUUGGAUGGACGAGUCCUGAUGCUACAAAGAAAGCUCUCGAAACUCUUCCUGAAGCCCAAGUCAUCAUCGACGAAUUGAAAGAGAUAGCGGACCUGCGCUUGGUUCAUGUUCCACUGACGUCGGCCAAAUAGAAACCGGAAAUACGCAAAACUGGAGUCGAACGAAAUGAUAAUCAUCAAGAUCCAACUGUACAAUAGUUACGUAUACCACAUCUAGCGUGUAUUAAACUUGCAUCAGGCUACGGCUCAAUGACCUUCUUAAAGUUUCGAGAGGGGGGUAUGAACGCGCAUUAGUGCUGAUGAUUACCUAGCGUGUAGGGUCAUUUCAUUCCAAAUGAUGUGACAAUUCCUUGUAUUGAACUCUAGCUCUGCGAAUCAUACAACUACUUAGAUUCACAAUAUGCCAUUGACUACGAUGUCCCCUCCACGUAGCUUUGUGUAAGGCUCGGGAUGAAAAGGAGGAAUGAACAUCAUGAUCUGUCGAUCGCUGGUUACGUGCAACAC
Messenger RNA from Somion occarium, 1114 nucleotides. Lineage: Eukaryota; Fungi; Basidiomycota; Agaricomycetes; Polyporales; Cerrenaceae. The record is from the annotation of a GenBank genome assembly.